Anopheles stephensi (Asian malaria mosquito) is the source of this 1822-nucleotide messenger RNA. It is a transcript of the gene Rnf146, whose product is annotated as E3 ubiquitin-protein ligase rnf146. Lineage: Eukaryota; Metazoa; Arthropoda; Insecta; Diptera; Culicidae. Gene Ontology annotation, molecular function: zinc ion binding; poly-ADP-D-ribose binding; ubiquitin protein ligase activity. Gene Ontology annotation, biological process: Wnt signaling pathway; ubiquitin-dependent protein catabolic process. The record is from RefSeq and is a predicted model, not a curated record. Gene Ontology annotation, cellular component: nucleus; cytoplasm. The transcript is spliced from 3 exons. Bases 207 to 1229 code for a protein of 340 amino acids.
GCUUCGAAACGUCAAAUCCAUCUGUUCGCAGUUGUUUUGCUCUCUGCGCGUAUUGCUGCAUUGUGUACGUCGUCGUGUUGCUUCGGUGUAGCAGCAAAAUAAGUUGUUUACAAAUUGUUGGUGAAUUCUGCCCUGCCUGGACACGCACAUAUUUCAUAUCGCUCGUGGUACAUUUGAGGCGAAUCAUCUAAACAGCGGACUCGGAGAUGGCUGAGUCGACCGAGUCCAACACAUCCACCCCUACCAGUGCCCGAUCGGAGGAUGGCGACAGAGAAGAAAUUCCAAAGAAACCGGAAGCAACAUCAUCUGCAGCAGAUUCCAAGCUCGAGUGCCCCGUUUGUCUACAGACGUGCGUCCAUCCCGUCCGGCUGCCCUGUGGUCACAUUUUUUGCUUCCUUUGUGUGAAGGGUGUUGCAUUCAAAAAUUUGCGCUGCGCCAUGUGCCGGUGCGAUAUACCACUGACCUAUCUGGACCACCCGCAGCUGGUGAACGGUGUGGAGGAAAUAGUGCGCGCCGCUACCGCCACCGUUUCGGACGGCAACGAGUAUCGCUGGUACUACGAGGGCGGUCACGGUUGGUGGCAGUACGACGAACGUACCAGCCAAGAGCUGGAGGAGGCGUACCUGCGGGGCGACAAGAGCUGCAAAAUAUUGGUGGCCGGAUUUGUGUACAUCGUCUCGUUCGAGCACAAGUGUCAGAUACGACAGAACGAUUAUUCGCGCAUACGGCGCAUCAAGCGUGAUCUGGUGAGCAUACCGAAGAAGGGCGUAGCUGGACUGCGACUCGAGACCACCAGCGGCGACGCUAACGCAUCGUCAUCGGCAACGAACGACAUGAACGAACUUUCGUCCGCUAUGGGCGAAAUGAAUCUCAACGAAGGUGCUUCCACGUCCGCCGCUUCCACAUUCACCGCUGGCACGGUAAAUGCGGUGCCGGAGAUAGGUGAACCGAUCGUUACCAAUGAACCGGAACCAGAGGAGGAAGGUGGUGAUGGAGCUGAGAGCGAAUAUUCCUCCGCGCCUGGUGACGAGGCGAACGAUGGUGUGUCCUAUCCUUCGUCCACUUCCACUUCCUCCACCAGUGGCAGCUCGACUACAAGAAGCAGCGUGCCUGCUCAUGUAAGUCAGCGAAUGCAGGAACUGAUCGAUCUCAACGAUCCGCCGGAAUACUCUGCUACCGACAGUGAUGACGAGGAAAGUGAUGCAGAUUAUAAUUUACUUGUACUAUAAUUGGCAUUAUCAUGUCGCCGCUGGAACAAAAAAAAAAAGCCCCCCAGCAAGUCCUUCAUGUCAGUGAUGCUCAUUGCAACUGAUUGUGCGCACAAAGGCAAAUGAAACGGAUGAUCGAUAAGACUCCACAGGCUGUGUGCGCACUGAUGCAUUCUAAAGUGAUAUAAAAGUAUAUGCAUAGUUUUAUUUACUCUAAUGGCAUUGAUGGACCGUCAGCAUACAAAUGGUCUGUGCGCAAACUACUCUUGAACCAAGAGCCGCGGAAACACGGUCGUCACCGUGCAAUAAUUUUAAACGAUACUAGUUCCCAUGAAAAAGGGGAAGCUAUAUUUUUAACUCUAUCGUUUGUGUGUGCAGUUUAACAAAUGUGUUUGGUUCUAGCCGGUUUUCCCGUUCAUUGCCGGGAACUACUACUACUUCUACUACUACUAGCUUAAGUUACGUGGUCGAGCGCAUUUUUCUCUACGAACUAACACUCAUAUUGCUGUUUAAACCUAGGAUGGUGUAUACACACUGCAGGUCGAAAUGAUUAGACCACGGCUACUACGAUUGCAAUUGCUUGAGUUGUUUAAUAAAACCAGCAUUCGGUUGCA